AUGCUGCUUCAUUGCUACGAACUUGGAAACCAAGAAAAGGAUCAUGACUCUACGAUGAUCUUCUUCGUUUACUUUUCCCAACAUGAAGAGAUCUCCAUGCAAGUGCUCUGCGGAUGGCAGAUAUUCGUUCGUUCACCCAUUCUACGAUACGGUCUGUCUCGUACAUGGCUACAGAUGAUUGUUCUCAGUACGGUGAUAGGUGUGACUUUAUUCCAAAAGGAUGGCGAGGCUCUCAAGGUUGCUGGUCCGUCGGGUACCUUACUGGCUUUUGCCAUUGCUGGUGUGGCCGCGAUAUCCGCCGUGGAAGGAGUUAGCGAGAUGAUACAGAUGUUCCCCGCGCCGAAUGCUGCAAUGGAACUCGUACGGGCUUUCGUGGAUCCAGAUUUGGCAUGGGUGGAUGAGCGCUCCAUGCCUGUCAAGCAAGCGUGGCCUCGAGCUUGCGCUAUGCAAGUGGUGCGGAUAUUAGGCACGAUUAAGAUGCCGAAGAAGAAGCUAUAA
Molecule: messenger RNA, 498 nt
Organism: Letharia columbiana
Lineage: Eukaryota; Fungi; Ascomycota; Lecanoromycetes; Lecanorales; Parmeliaceae
Exons: 2
Coding region: 1-498 (165 amino acids)
Biological process (GO): amino acid transmembrane transport
Cellular component (GO): membrane
Molecular function (GO): amino acid transmembrane transporter activity
Source: RefSeq, a predicted model, not a curated record